Molecule: messenger RNA, 5314 nt
Organism: Chlorocebus sabaeus (green monkey)
Lineage: Eukaryota; Metazoa; Chordata; Mammalia; Primates; Cercopithecidae
Gene: E2F2
Product: E2F transcription factor 2
Biological process (GO): regulation of transcription by RNA polymerase II
Cellular component (GO): RNA polymerase II transcription regulator complex
Molecular function (GO): protein dimerization activity; DNA-binding transcription factor activity, RNA polymerase II-specific; RNA polymerase II cis-regulatory region sequence-specific DNA binding
Source: RefSeq, a predicted model, not a curated record
AGCCAACCGGAGCGCGGCAUUUUCCGCGGGAGAUCCGAAUUUCGCGGCACGCCGUUUGGCGCUAAAAAAAAAAAAAAAAAGAAAAGAAAAAAGAAAAAAAAAGAGGCAGAGAAAGACUCAGGGACUAGAGAGCGGGCCGCAAGGAAGUCGGUGCAGUCGAGACCCCCUUCCCCGUCCCAGCGCAUCGCGUCUCCACCGAGCUCGCGGGCACGCCGGGGACUCCUCCCCAGAGCCGGCCGGACCCCAGGUGCCGAGGCCUUGGGGGACGCGGGGCGUCCCGGGUCGCGGUGCCCUCGGGGCGAGACAGCCCCUGGCAGUGCCACCACCGCAACCGCCGGUCGAUCUCCAAGCGGCGAUCUCCAAGCGCUGCUCUGCUCGGCUACGGGCCAGGAGGGGAGGGUCCGGCCUUGCCCCGCAGACGUCCAUUGGUGGCUUCCCCCGGCCUCCGCGCCAUGCCGCGGGCCGUGUGAGCGGCUGCAGCACCGGAACCUGCAGGUGUCCGCGGGCGCGCCAGGCCCGUUUGGGUAGGGGGCGCCUUACUCGCUAUGCUGCAAGGGCCCCGGGCCUUGGUUUCGGCCGCUGGGCAGCCCCCGAAGGUGGUGCCCGCGAUGAGCCCAACAGAGCUGUGGCCAUCUGGCCUCAGCAGCCCCCAGCUCUGCCCAGCUACUACCACCUACUACACGCCGCUGUACCCGCAGACGGCGCCUCCCGCAGUGGCGCCCGGCACCUGCCUCGACGCCACUCCCCACGGACCCGAGGGCCAAGUUGCUCGAUGCCUGCCGGUAGGCCGGCUGCCGGCCAAAAGGAAGCUGGAUCUGGAGGGGAUUGGGAGGCCCGCUGUCCCUGAGUUCCCAACCCCCAAGGGGAAGUGCAUCAGAGUGGAUGGCCUCCCCAGCCCCAAAACCCCCAAAUCCCCCGGGGAGAAGACUCGGUAUGACACUUCGCUGGGGCUGCUCACCAAGAAGUUCAUUUACCUCCUGAGCGAGUCAGAGGAUGGGGUCCUGGACCUGAACUGGGCCGCUGAGGUGCUGGACGUGCAGAAGCGGCGCAUCUAUGACAUCACCAACGUGCUGGAGGGCAUCCAGCUCAUCCGCAAGAAGGCCAAGAACAACAUCCAGUGGGUAGGCAGGGGAAUGUUUGAAGACCCCACCCGGCCUGGGAAGCAGCAACAGCUGGGGCAGGAGCUGAAGGAGCUGAUGAACAUGGAGGAGGCCUUGGACCAGCUCAUCCAGAGCUGCUCUCUGAGCUUCAAGCACCUGACUGAGGACAAGGCCAACAAGAGGCUGGCCUAUGUGACUUACCAGGAUAUCCGUGCUGUUGGCAACUUUAAGGAGCAGACAGUGAUUGCCGUCAAGGCCCCUCCGCAGACGAGACUGGAAGUGCCCGACAGGACUGAGGACAACCUGCAGAUAUAUCUCAAGAGCACCCAAGGGCCCAUCGAAGUCUACCUGUGCCCAGAGGAGGUGCAGGAGCCGGACAGUCCUUCCGAGGAGCCCCUCCCCUCUACCUCCACCCUCUGCCCCAGCCCUGACUCUGCCCAGCCCAGCAGCAGCACCGACCCUAGCAUCAUGGAGCCCACAGCAUCCUCAGUGCCAGCGCCAGCGCCAACCCCCCAGCAGGCCCCACCGCCUCCAUCCCUGGUCCCCUUGGAGGCUACUGACAGCAUGCUGGAGCUGCCGCACCCACUCCUGCAGCAGACUGAGGACCAGUUCCUGUCCCCGACCCUGGCGUGCAGCUCCCCUCUGAUCAGCUUCUCCCCGUCCUUGGACCAGGACGACUACCUGUGGGGCUUGGAGGCGGGUGAGGGCAUCAGCGACCUCUUCGACUCCUACGACCUCGGGGACCUGUUGAUUAAUUGAGUGGCCCUGCCUGCCCCCAGCAGCCUGCCCCCGACUCUACCUCCUCACAAACAGGCUGACAGGCCCUCUGCCUGCACAGGGACAUUGGACACUAGGUGCUGCCCUCAGGGAAUGGGGUCUCCUCGCCUUUCCCACCCCAGCCGGCAGAAGCUGUGUGGGGAGAUGUGAAUGGUACGGGUGAGGAGGGGAUAAGGGUGUGGGUCCUCACCUUCCUAAUGGAAGCUGGGCCUGGGGAGGCCCAUCCAGUCUUCUGACCUCUGACCUCUCACGAGAAGGCUGCAGGUGACGUGGCCAAGUCCAGGGAAAGGCCCUGCUACCUCCUUUUGAGGGGUAAUUAGGACCCUCGACGUACCAAGAAGCACUUAAUGCCUUUGUAUUUAUUUCAGGUUGAGUGGUUGGUUUGUGCUCCCUGAGUUUUAGCAGGGAGGUUGUUCUAGUUUUUAGUGAGGCCUCCGCAGACAGGCCCAUCAGGGCCCAUCGCUGUCCAUGUUCCAGGGCAGGUCUGGGUUUCCAAGGGAGGGACCCAGGCCACGUCCCUGGUUUCCCCACAGUGGUGGGGCUGGGUCUCUGAAGGGCUGUCCAGUCGGCCGGAACGCUAAUUGCACUUAGGCCUCACAAUUCUAGUAAACGGCAGCUGUGGGCCCUUUCGCCUCUCCCCCUGUUCUUGGCCUCACAUCUCCAGCUGAGCCGCCGGUCUUGGCUUCCUGGUCACCUCUGUCCCAGAGAUGGUUCCAGGGAGCCAUCCUAAGGCAGGUAGCACUGUGGCUCCUGUGGAAACAGGAGCCACCUGCUCAGGAGACCCCUUUCCUGAGGAAGUCCUUACCUCUCCCUCCCUUUGAGAUGUAAAAAUGGUCCAGCAGAGACAAGCUCCCAAGGAAAACAGACAGGAACAUGGGGGCAGCUGUCAUGGCUGUGACGGGCACCUUUCCUCAGAGUUUCUGCCUUGCUGUGGUCCAGGAGCCAUUUUGCACCAAGGACUUGGUAGGCAGAGGCAGCCCCACUGUAAAGAAGGGUCAGAUUAAAACAAAAAACUGCCCAAAGCAUCCCCUCCGCCCCCCGAUGUGGCGCUGGCAUCAUUCUCUGCUUCCCUGGGAGGAAGUUUUUCACCAUGUUAUUGAAGGGGAUGGUUCCUUAAGGACCGCUCCACCCCUCAGAGCUCACUCAGACCCCCAAGGACAGAGGUGACUGGGGCUUGGUGACUUGUUCACCCCUUUUUUCCCAGGUAUACUGAAGGGGUGACAGAGAGAGGUCUUCAUGGCAGACCAGGCCUUCGCAGCUAAUGGGGAGAGGAACUCAUGUUACCUCUUCAGGCCUGGGGUCCUAAGGGGGUCUUUUGGCUUCAGCCUAUUCCCCCGGAGGCUUGAUCAUCCCACAUUGUCCCUGCAGCCCAGCUGCUCUUGUCCUCCACUCACCCUGGGAUGUGGGUGCUCUGGGCUGAACCAAGGCCGUGCCUUCUGGAGAGAGGCGCAGGGGUUGGUCUGAGAGGCCUGCCACCCACCCCUCAGGGAGCUAGGUUUUCUCAGAGGCUCAGCUGGACAGCACUUUUUAAAAAAGUCUGUAGCAUUAAGCUGGUUUCAUAUAUGAAGUUGGUUUUGUUGGAUGGCUCCUGAACUAACUGACUGAUGUCUGAAGUUUGAGACGGGGGAUUAUUUCAGGGUGGGGCCCAAUGUGAUCUAAUGCCCGGUUGGGGACAAUUGUGCCUCUUCAUUUGCUCAAAUUCCUGGGCCCCCAAGUUAGCCCCCUCCCGGGAGUGGUCAGCAGGUCACAGCUGCCCCCACUCUAUAAGCAAGGCUAAUUUUGUACCCUUUACAGAAAUACUUUUGGUCUCCCCUCCCCAAAUACAAGGGUCUUAUCAGAAGCCCAUCUUAAAGUCCAGCAUGCUCAGGGACCCGGCGUGGGAUCUCGUUUGGGGUGAGUGGUCUGCUCUUCUGAGGUCUCCACUGGGCUGCCAUUUAGCCAUGUGCCAUCCCUGGAGCCAGAGGUGUUUGACUCCCAUCCCUUGGGCUCUGUCUGGAGCUUUCCCCAAGAAUUACAUCAGAGAAAAGGAAGAAGAGGCCUGCAGGACCCAUUGGGAAUGAGUUUAAUACUGAAGUCUGGAAUGUAAGCUCAUGCCUUAAACACCUCUCCGUAUGGCUGGACAGGGGAGCUGCCCUCAGGCUUGUGCCCUGUGUCCUCAGCAGCUGUCUCUGUCCCCCUCUACUGUCCCUUUCACACCUUGCCUGGCCACGGGGCUAGACCUCCCAGGCUAAGCCUCAGAUUCAGUGCAGAACGCAAUCUCAUGCCCGCUUCCUGCCAGUGACACUUGAAGCCUCCCGACUUCCACAGAGCGCUUUCAGAACACAUUUUGAGUGGUAUUUUCUUUUUUUUUUUUUUUUUUUUUUUGAGGCGGACUCGUUCUGUUGCCCGGGCUGGAGUGCAGUGACCUGAUUUCGGCUCAUUGCAACCUCUGCCUCCCAGGUUCAAGUGAUUCUUCUGCCUCAGCCUCCCAAGUAGCUGGGACUAUAGGCAUGCGCCACGACGUCCGGCUAAUUUUGUAUUUUUGGUCGAGACGGGGUUUUGCCAUGUUAGUCAGGCUGGUCUUGAACUCCUAACCUCAAGUGAUCCACCGCCUCGGCCUCCCAAAGUGUUGGGAUGACAGGCAUGAGCCACCAGGCCCAGCCUGAGUGGUAUUUUCUUUAGGGACCAGGUAGACUUUAAAACUAGGGUAGGAGAAAAACCAGUUUCUUUCUGAGGUAAAUAAUUUCUGCCAGGAAACUUCCCAGCCCCACCAGCAGCCCCCGCAAAAUCAUCCAUGUCCUCAGGGAUGUCUAAAGCUUGGGGCUCCAGGAAAUCAUCCAGUAGAGUUGGAGAUUCAGAGAUUUCUUGAAGACAAGAACAUGCUCCUAACUUCCUUCCCAUUAAAGGUGUUAGACCAGAGGGUGUUCCUUUUCCAUAGUAAUGGGAUCAGCUGGUGUGCCUGCAGGGAGGAAGAGGGAGGUGGUCAGGCUUGAAAAACUGGCUUUAGGAUGGUUCUGACUUUGUUCUCCCUCCCCUAGUGUUCUCAGCCUCCAUUCUGCAGUGUUUAGAGUUUUAGGAAAGGGUUUGGGUGCCCCAGCAUCCAGGUGUUGUGUGGCUUAGCGCAGGUGAAGUGAAAACCUUUUGUGGUUGUUUGGAAGCAGCUUUCUGGUUCUUGUCAUUGUAUCCUGAGGUCCCAGAACCCUACUCUCCCACGAGGACCCUCAGUGACCAUGAUGGCCAUAAGCCUGGCCAGCCUGCUGACUCCUGGAUGAGCUGAAGAACCUUGCCUGUGGCACUUUUCGAGGGUGAGCUGGACCCGAGAGAACAUGGUCCCCGUGCUGGGACUCAUGCGGGUCAGUUCCUGUGGCCUGGUUUCGCUGGUCCUGUCUUGAUGAGCACCAUGUAAGCCUCCUUGUAUUGAGAUAAUUGGGCAUUAAACAUUAAACUGCAACUCUGGG